Messenger RNA from Olea europaea var. sylvestris, 873 nucleotides. Its product is annotated as thioredoxin-like protein YLS8. NCBI's taxonomy places the organism in Eukaryota, Viridiplantae, Streptophyta, Magnoliopsida, Lamiales, Oleaceae. The transcript has 2 exons. The coding region runs from base 81 to 509 and encodes 142 amino acids. Gene Ontology annotation, cellular component: U4/U6 x U5 tri-snRNP complex; U5 snRNP; spliceosomal complex. The record is from RefSeq and is a predicted model, not a curated record. Gene Ontology annotation, biological process: mRNA splicing, via spliceosome.
CUAAACGGCCUGGGCAUCUGCCCGAGUCAUCACAGAACCAGAAUAAAUUUUCUAAUCUCGAACUCUCGAAGAACGUAACGAUGUCGUAUAUGCUGCCUCACCUCCACUCGGGAUGGGCCGUGGAUCAAGCCAUCCUCGCCGAGGAGGAACGCCUCGUCAUCAUCCGAUUCGGCCACGACUGGGACGAAACUUGCAUGCAGAUGGACGAGGUGUUGGCUUCAGUUGCUGAAACAUUAAAGAACUUUGCAGUUAUUUACCUUGUGGAUAUCACAGAAGUGCCAGAUUUUAACACAAUGUACGAGUUAUAUGACCCGUCCACCAUCAUGUUCUUCUUCAGAAACAAGCACAUUAUGAUUGAUCUUGGCACUGGAAACAACAACAAGAUCAACUGGGCACUGAAGGAUAAACAGGAGUUCAUCGACAUCGUCGAGACGGUCUACCGUGGUGCAAGGAAGGGCCGUGGUCUAGUCAUUGCUCCGAAAGAUUACUCCACCAAAUAUCGUUAUUGAGUACUCGUCCUACCCUUUAUGCAUUAUAAUAUCUUACAAUCUUCUUGUAUGUUGAUUUGGUGAAAACCUUCACAAUUCCAGUUCCUAUACGGAACUGGAUUCUUAAGCUUCUAUGCUAGUUAAAGGUCUGAAAGAUUUACGCAGCAAUUAAUGUCUGGUUUGUGGUGUUAUUGGAUGGUCUUUUGUACUUUAUCCAUGUAUUCAGAUUUGAGGAUUUAUUAUCAGGUGGCUUGAAUCUUUAGAGAGGCGACUCUUGAACUCUACUUCGCGUUCUUUUUUGGUGUUUCAUGUUAAAAUUUUUAGAUGAUUUUCAUGACAUCGGAAGUAUAUUUCUGUGAAAUGAUGUCUGAAUUCUUCAAUGCUA